AUUGUGCGAUAAACCCCUGGGAUUCCACGAACGGAUUUGUCCGUGUAGCCUACAUCAUGUUGUAGGCUACAUUUUGCCAAAUAAUAAUUUUCUGCGUUGAAAAUGACUUUACAAACUGUAAAUUGAGAUUUUUCUUUAACACAAGAUUGGGAGGAUUUAUUUCAUCUACAGUCCUUGAGGAUCUCUUCUCCGCUUGCAUUACGCUGGAAAUAGGCUACGUAUUAGCCUACACUACCACGCGUACACAUUGCUGCAGGGGGAAAGGCGUCAGGACGAUGAGCCAGGGGAGAGAACACAGACAUUCCUGCUUCGUCUCCUUUUUGUUGGUGAGCACCCUGCCUCUGCUGCAGGCAGAGCACUCCAGCUGUGGGGAGAAUGAGUUUUAUAACCAGACCAGCGGCAGCUGCCAGGCCUGUCCCCGGUGCCAGCCGGGCCAGGAGCCCUACAUGAACUGCGGCUAUGGCAGCAAGGAUGAGGAGUACGACUGCGUGCCGUGUCCGGCAGGGAAGUUCUCCAAGGGCAAGUACGAGAUCUGCCGGCGGCACAAGGACUGCGACGCCCUGUACCGCGCCACCGUGCUGACGGCGGGGACGGUGGAGAGCGACGCCGAGUGCGGGCCUUGUCUGCCAGGAUACUACAUCCUGGAGAACCGACCACGGAACAUCUAUGGGAUGGUGUGCCACUCCUGUCAGAAUGCCCCGAGGAACACUAAAGAGUGCAUGCGUGGCACAGCUGUGUCUUCUGGCCGUACGCCCAGUGUUUCCUCCACCAGUGCCACCAUCUUCCCCCACCCACACAAAGAUCCAACUGGACAGGGGCACUUGGCGACGGCCCUCAUCAUCGCUAUGUCAACCAUCUUCAUAAUGGCCAUUGCCAUAGUACUGAUCAUCAUGUUCUACAUUCUGAAGGCCAAGCCAAAUGGCCAGGCCUGCUGCACUGGCCAGGUGGUGAAGGCAGUAGAGGCACAGACUAACAAGCAGGAAGACAAGAAAGAAGCCCAAGAUAAUGCGACAAUCUUCCCAGAAAAAGAUGAAUUUGAUAAACUCAAACCGACUCCCCCAAAGACAGUAAAAAGUGAGAACGACGCCUCCUCGGAGAACGAGCAGCUUCUGAGCCGUAGCAUCGACAGUGAUGAGGAGGCAGCUCUGGACAAACAGGGCACUGCUGACCUGUGUCUGCUGUCCUUGGUACACCUGACCAGGGACAAGACCUGCUCGUCCAUCAGCAACAACAACAACAACAGCAGCAAGUCCACUGGGGUCUUCUCUUCGUUGUUGCAGAUUCAGAGUCGAAGGAAGAAGAUUCUGGAUCUUUACACGAAAGCAUGCAGUGUGGCUGAGGGCCUGAGCCCCACGGAGCUGCCCUUCGACUGCCUGGAGAAGACCAGCCGCAUGCUGAGCUCCACCUACAGCGCGGACAAGGCGGUGGUGAAGACGUGGCGCCACCUGGCCGAGGGCUUCGGCCUGAAGCGGGACGAGAUCGGCGGCAUGACGGACGGCAUGCAGCUGUUCGACCGCAUCAGCGCGGCCGGCUACAGCAUCCCCGACCUGCUCACCAAGCUGGUGCAGAUCGAGCGCCUGGACGCCGUCGAGUCGCUGUGCGCCGACAUCCUGGGCGGGGCCGAGGGAGCCCCGCCCGUCGGCGCCGCCCUCGCGUCCCGCUGCGCCAGCGUCUGAGCCCCGCCUCUCCAACCGCCCGGCCCCGCCCUCCGUGGGCUUCCCGACCAAUGAGGGAUUCCAUCGCCUGGGAUUCCUGACUGUGCGACAGCGACCAGUUCAGGGUUAGUGGCUCACGGCCAUGCCCCCCGAGGGGCAUUCUGGUCACUGUCCUGCAGAGCGUUGUGCUUCAUUACCGUGCGCUAACAUCCACCAGCACUGGUAGUGGCAAGGACGUAUUAUGGCCAUUGGGAAUUGUCCCUGACUUCACUCCCCUCGCACAGGGUCUAUCUCUGUUGUGCAUGCAAUGGUUGGGAUAUUCUUCAGGUCUUUUAAAAAAUUUUGGAGGGGGGAGUGUACCUAUUUGUGAUGGUGACUCCAUUUUUGUGGAGUUUGCUACUGUGGUUUCUGGUACAAAGUCAGUCAAGUUGGUUGAGUCUCUAAAAAGCUGGACCUUGUUAUAACCACGCAGCAAAAAUCCAGUUAAGAGACACAAGGUAGCUUAGAGCUAACCAGGGCUGGGUCAAAUACAUUUGCAGUCAGUCCAGUAAAUUAAUUGAAAUUAAAUUCCUGAUCUGGAAAAUGCAUGUGAUGUUCUAUGAGUAUUUCAUGGAUUGGUGGAAUUGAAAUGGAAAUGAAUUCCAGCUCGACUGCUACCCCUGUUAUUUUUUUUGACUCAAAGUGUGACAUUCAAGUUCACAUUUGGUAACAAAAUACCAGGGCCUAACAAACAAAAUGGAUAAACAAGCAAGUUCAAGGAUUCAAAUGCGUAAUUGAUUAAUGGGAAAUUCUCUGUAAGUGAUCUUCAAAGCCAUGAUUCCAAAGAGCAUUCCUGCUGCCAUUUUCAUAUGCAGCUGUGUGCAUUUGGAUAAAGUUUGCUUGCUAAAAGGUUCAGAAAGUGCAUUUAUUUUCAGUAACACAGAGUCUCUCGUGGCUCCUGUGCUGUUUGCACAGAGAUUUACUGGCUCAGGCAGUAAUGAACUCUGUGAGCUUGUAUCUCAGUGAUGUCUCAGAAACAGCCUUUGGGAUUGCAUGAAGCCAGCAGUAUUAAACCGACAAUAUUCCUCCAUGUCUGAAGGUGCAGUAUCUGGGUCUUGUGAACCUUCAGCCAAUCAGAUCAACCCAUGGAAUAUUUGAAAAGGGAUGAUGUCAUAGAAUUUAGGCUCCUCCCUGAUGUGGCCCAUGCCCAUGUGGCCCAGUACUCUUGGAGCUUCUUAUAUGGAGAAAUGUAGUGAUUCAUAAUUGUGGCUUUGCAAAAAUAGACAAGACUUCUUGAUGCCAAAUGGAAAAUUCCAUAAAGCCAGCUGGUGGGGACUGACAGUAUCGCUGCUGAAUAAAUACAACUUCCAUCUGAUGUCAUCCUAUCUCAUGCCAUGCAAAAACACAGAGCUGUCCAUUUAGUAUGUCGCUAUAUGCUACAAAGGUCAAGUGUAUCUUAGUGCAGCAGAGGGAAGAAUUUCAAUGGAUUUUCACUGUUUACAUCUUUUCUGCUUCUCCAGUGUUGUAAAAGCAAUGUUUCACAGGAUUUUCAAAGGUGUUAUGCUAAGACCAAGAUUAUCAUAACCGUUACAGUAGCUUGUACAGCCCUCUACACAAGAUGUGUUUCUGUGUGCCUGAGUCAUUCAAACUGAUACACUGAUUGCACAUUUUCUGUGACCAGUCAGGUCCACUUGAAAUGAGAACUGCAUAUAUAAAUUACAGUUGUGAACUUUGUAGAACACUACACCUUUGUUUUGCUAUAGGGUUUUUACAAAGUCAACAGUUUGGGGCAGAAUGUAAAUAACUGGCCUAAAUGUGUACUGAUUUAAAUGGUAACAGUAUAACAUUCAUUGAGGUGUGCAGCAUCUAUCCCGGUAGCUUCACCUGUUUAUCCAACAAAACUGUCUGUAUCUGCCUCUUAAUAGAAACCUGGAAGAUAGCAUAAACUAGUUUGGUGCUCAAACAGAUACAGAUGUGCAGACACUGCACACCCCUAAUGUCUGUGAACCUUGGCUGAUUAAUCCACCGCUCACAGGGACCGGUAGAGUUUUCUCAAAUCAAAUCAUACCUCUUUUUCAAAAGAAAAAUACAUUUUCUGUACCGUACAUUUAAAAAAAAAAAAACUGAUUCUCUGUAUGUCUUGUAUUCUUAUACUCAGGAAAGCAGCUUUAUGUUAAAUUUGGGGGCAGCACCAUGGACACAUUUCAGAUCUGUUGGAUGAACUCCAUUUCCACAGGUCAUUCCUUUAUCUGUAUGGUGAAAUGCUCUGUGUACAUUUAAUUCCGAAUAGGAACAAAUGUACUCGUUCAGUGCAGUUAACUAAAUCAGAUUUGAUUUAAAGCUGAACAUUUUGAUGUGAUGUAAUCACAAUGACAAUAAGGCAGACUUGCAAUGGGAGCAGGACUCCAUCAGUGUAAAUGAAUAGACCUGCUUAUACCGGUAUUGCAUGUUUAGCAUAUAUUUGUGACACCUACAACUUUUCUUUGUCAUUUGUCAAACAGGACAGUGUUUUCAUGGACGAUUAUGUUGUUAAUAACAGGGAAGAGCAAAUGUCAUAAAGGGUAAUGCCAAUUUACCUCAUCAGCAAUCUGUACUAUAUACUGGAAUAUAAAAGAAAGACAAAACAAUUUAACCUACUAUGGAAACAAAAUGCAAAUGUAUAUAUAACUUAUUUCUGUACAUACACAUCAAUAAAGAGCUAUCAAUUACCGGUGAGAU
This is a messenger RNA of Anguilla rostrata (American eel), 4352 nucleotides long. RefSeq names its product tumor necrosis factor receptor superfamily member EDAR-like. Gene Ontology annotation, biological process: positive regulation of JNK cascade; positive regulation of canonical NF-kappaB signal transduction. Gene Ontology annotation, cellular component: plasma membrane. The transcript has 12 exons. The coding region runs from base 276 to 1676 and encodes 466 amino acids. Lineage: Eukaryota; Metazoa; Chordata; Actinopteri; Anguilliformes; Anguillidae. Gene Ontology annotation, molecular function: signaling receptor activity. The record is from RefSeq and is a predicted model, not a curated record.